GUGCUGCAGAAACUGGGAAAAGCAGACGAGACCAAGGAUGAGCAGUUUGAACAAGUGGUCAUCAACUUCAGGAGACAGGAGUCUGAAGGCUCUCGGCUGCAGAGGGAGAUGAAGUCCUACAUGGCUGCCAUCAAAGGGAUGCAGCAGGCCUCCAUCAACCUGACACAGUCUCUGCAUGAAGUCUAUGAACCAGACUGGCAUGGAAAAGAUGACGUCAUGGUUAUUGGAAAGGACUGUGAUGCGUUGUGGGAAGACUUCCAUAACAAACUGGUGGACUCCACGCUGCUGAACCUGGAUGGGUACCUGCAACAGUUUCCAGACCUCAAAACUCGAGUGGCCAAAAGAAGUCGGAAACUCAUCGACUAUGACAGCGCUCGUCAUCAUGUUGAAACUCUGCAGAUAUCAGGGAUGAAGAAUGACCGCAAGAUGAUGAAGGCAGAAGAAGAGUUGAAAAAGGCUCAGAGAGUGUUUGAUGAGCUGAACGUUGGUCUACAGGAUGAACUGCCGACUCUCUGGGACAGCCGGGUUGGCUUCUACAUCGGCACCUUUAAGAGUGUGACAAAACUGGAGGCCAAAUUUCACCGCGAGAUCUCUCUGGUAUGUCGGCAGCUGUAUGCAGUGAUGACCCAACUGGCUGAACAGCACUCUGAUAAAAUGUUUACCAUCCAGGGAGCACCAAGGGACCGCCGGUGCCCCCACCACCAAAGGUCACACCUACCAAAGAGGUGGCAGAGGAGCAAAUCAUUGACCUGUUUGGAGGAGAAUUUUUACCAGCACCUUCACCAUCACAGCCCAAUGAAAGACCAGGAGAAUCUCUGCUCGACCUGGACUUUGAUGCCUUUCAACCAGAUGAGAGUGUUUCACCGAUACCACAGACAGCUGUACCUUGGGAUAUGUGGUCGGCAAAUGCCCAAACAGCUCAGCCUGCUGCAGACACUGGCUUCGUCGCCGACUGGUCCGCUGACUUUGGUUCAUUGUCAGAAAAUGGAGACCCUGCAUCAAGAGCUGAGGCCCCUGCUGAAGGGCCAGAGGGGGCGCAGGGUGGGGCUCAGGGUGGGGCUCAGGGCUUGCCCCAGGCAGACGGCAGGCAGCCGGGUGGAGACACAACUACUCCACCUCAGGACAGUGAGGCAGCCACAGCAGCUGAAGACGAGGUGACAGACGCGUUUAAUGGAUUUUCACAGGAUUCUACUGGCCCAUCAUUUUUUGCUGAUUUUGAUAAGAUGUCAACUGUUGGAUCUCCGAUCUCUGACAAGGAAGAGGUUGGUGAGAUUGCUCCUGCUGACGAAGCUACAACAUCUCCAGGUGAAGCAGCUCCAUCGGAAAAGAUGCCAAUCCCUUCUGUGGUGAUUGAGCCUGCCUCCAGUAACGAAGGUGAUGAUGACCGUGAUGCUGACAUAAUCUCUCCCACCGCCAUCAGUGACAACGGAGUGACAGCUGAGAACCAGACCAUCAAACACAUGAGUCCAUCUGGUGGAGCGUCUGGGCUCCCUGAUGACUUUCUCUACAAGGUGGAGACGAUGCAUGACUUUGAGGCUGCAAAUUCAGAUGAGCUUGAAUUGAAGAGCGGUGAUGUGGUGUUAGUGGUUCCCACUGCUUCAGUAGAGGAUCAGGAUGCUGGUUGGCUCACAGGGAUCAAAGAAAGUGACUGGUUAACACGUGGAGCGGGUGCACAAAAAGGACUUUUCCCAGAAAACUUUACCCAGCGUUUGGAGUAAGAAAGGUCUUCAGCUGGUGGAAAAAAUUAAAUGUUCAAGACUUCAGUGUCCAAGCUGUCCAGUCAGCAUGUAGCUAACCUUUGAAAACACCGUAUAACCUGCUGCAGCUGUCUGCUGGACAACACAAGGCUUCCUCUGAUAGAUGAAACUAAAACUCUUGGUAAUAAAAAUCUAGUACUAUUCCCAGCAUAACUGAAAAUUAAUAAGCAUGAUGUGAUAGUAUGGUCUACCCUCCUCUGGAAGUGAGUUGUGUGUUUUUUGUGUCGAAAGAAAAAAAAGAUGUGUGAUUUAUUGGGAAUGUUGCAAUCUCUACAUGUUCACACCUACAAAAGGGAGAAAAACGUUUUCUGAAGAAAAAAAAGAAAAACGGUACCCUCUUUACACCGAGUAUGUUACUGAUUUCAUUGCUCUACUGUGGAAUAUACCAGAAUCUAUAGUGCUGUAACUUAUUUAAAUGUUCUUGAGUAUAUCAUGAAACUCUUGAUUUUGUUGGUUCUUUCAGACUGUUACUCUUGAAUCACUGUUAGUGUAUUUCUGUAAUAUCAUGGUUACGUGUGUGGUGAUCUUUUUUUUGGCAGAUGUAGUGAUGAAUCAACUCUUCAAUGAGUGUUGCUGUGUUUUUGCCAAAUGACUACUGACAUUUAUUAUCUGAGCACUGGUAAACAAA
Morone saxatilis (striped sea-bass) is the source of this 2385-nucleotide messenger RNA. It is a transcript of the gene amph, whose product is annotated as amphiphysin. NCBI's taxonomy places the organism in Eukaryota, Metazoa, Chordata, Actinopteri, Moronidae. Gene Ontology annotation, cellular component: synaptic vesicle; cytoplasm; plasma membrane. Gene Ontology annotation, molecular function: phospholipid binding; protein binding. Gene Ontology annotation, biological process: synaptic vesicle endocytosis. The record is from RefSeq and is a predicted model, not a curated record.